Talaromyces rugulosus is the source of this 1509-nucleotide messenger RNA. RefSeq lists its product as uncharacterized. The coding region runs from base 1 to 1509 and encodes 502 amino acids. NCBI's taxonomy places the organism in Eukaryota, Fungi, Ascomycota, Eurotiomycetes, Eurotiales, Trichocomaceae. The record is from RefSeq and is a predicted model, not a curated record. The transcript is spliced from 2 exons.
AUGGCUUCUCCAGUUCCAGUCGCGCAGCAGAUAUCGCUGUCGCUCAGUGUCGAGAAAAACGCCAUUGCGCCGGCAACGUCUGCCAGCGCAUCGAGACUGGAGCGUGACCUAAAGACAAUUCGCGAAUAUCUCGAGCCCAUCGCCGCGCCAGCCGAAUUGCCAAUUCCAAUCCACAUGCGGUUGCCGCCCUUUAACAUCUGCAUCACCAGGGAUUUUGCCCGCAAAGUCGAGUCGGUCCAUCGCCUGCUCGACCGCGCGCUCGUCGACAUCGUGGAGCGAUGGUAUACCGAUGCCCAGGCUGAUUUCCCCGCGCGAAUGCCGCUGGAAGCACACGAGGAAGAUCUGUUACGAUGGAUCGACACGCAAAGCAGUGACGACGACGCAGAGGAGAGAACCAUACCGAGGUUUGGCGAUAGAUACGGCAUGUGGAGGACGGAUUUUUUAAUCGAAAAGGGCCGCGAACCUGAAGUCAAAAUCUGCGAAAUAAAUGCCCGUAUACCCUACAACGGGUUCUUCGUUGCCGGCUUGCAUGAGGAGUCGACUCGCCUGCUGGGGGGUGGACAACUGGGCUUUGAGGUUCCCAACGAAUAUGAGGUCACGAAGAAAAUUAUCAGAGACUGCUUCGACGAGACGAAGCCCCUCUACCAUAUUCACAAGAUGUGGCCCGGGGUAGAUUCGCGCAUCUUUACCCACGACUUCAUGCAAACUACAGGCCAAGAUGUUAUACAUGUUGAGCCAGCGGCGUUGCAGGUCGAGGAGGACGAGACCUCUCCCACGGGAUGGGCUAUUUAUUUUAAGCCCCAAGACAGCGAGGACCAAAAACAAAAGAUCGAACAGUGUACAAUUGAGCUGUUCCAGGAAGAGUUGCGCGACAUUGACGCUCGUAUCCUUAGACAGCUGGCUACUUGUUGUAUCAACGAUUUCCGAAAUAUCUUGCUACUACAUGAUAAGCGCAUCCUGGGAAUUGUCCAGCAGGAACUUCCCAACCUUGUGGAAAGAAAGGUGUUAGGUACGGCAGAAGCACAGGUGCUUCGCAACGGGAUUGCCGAGACGGUCAUUCCAGGAUCAGACGCCAUGAAGAGCUUACUUGAGGAGUUAAGACAGGAUCCUCUUCAAAGGCACAGAUACAUCAUCAAGCCGGUACGAGGUGCUUCGUGCAAUGGCAUCCGACUUGGCAACCAGAUUGACCAGGAGGAAUGGGUCUCCCUAUUGGAACGAUUUACAAGCCAUGCUCUACGACCGAGUGAAGAGGCAUAUGUUGUGCAGAAGCUCGUGGACCACCUAUGGUGUGAUAUUGUCCGUCAUGAAGUGCACUCUUCGCCAGAACCGGAACAAUUUCACCUCAUUGGGUCCUGCCAUAUGGUAAAUUCGAAAUUGUUUGUGUUUGGUCCGUGGAGGAUCGGGCACACCGUCCACGUCGGCCUCUCAAAGGAAAGCAUGGGGAUUGUCAUGAGCUGCGUGCUGCGCCCAGAGGACCUGGAGACGAUGGACGGGAGGAAAGAAGAAUGA